Molecule: messenger RNA, 1058 nt
Organism: Portunus trituberculatus (swimming crab)
Lineage: Eukaryota; Metazoa; Arthropoda; Malacostraca; Decapoda; Portunidae
Product: UPF0598 protein CG30010-like
Exons: 4
Coding region: 220-915 (231 amino acids)
Source: RefSeq, a predicted model, not a curated record
AUUAAAAAAGAAGCUGUUUUCAUCCUCCAAAAGAAUAUAUGUACAAUGCCUUCAGUAUUCGUGGGAAUCUCGCGCAUCUCAGACAGCAUUGUGACGGUGAUGGGUAUGAUGUGGACAGCGAGUAGCGAGUAGCGACUGCUGAGUAGCGACUCAAGACAUCUGAGAUAGUGAUGAAGACCUGCUUUGGAUCCGGCCCCAGCUGUUGACCUAACCUGAAAGAUGAUGCUGCGUCCCUUGACCUACAGACUGACCCACAGCCUCCUGGCACUGCGUGCUGGGCGUGCGGGCGUGGGGAGGCACCUCCACUAUGAGCAGGGCCAGAACCCUCAGCCUGGCAUCAGGGAAUACUUCUACUAUAUUGACCACCAGGGCAUGCUGUUCCUGGAUGAUGCAAGGAUGAAGAAUUUCACUUCCUGUUUUAAAGAAAAGAAAUUCCUUCAAUUCUUCUUCAGCCGCAUGAAGUUUAAUGAGACUGGCCACUACCCUGACUUUCCUUUUCUGUCUCUGUGUGGCCGUGAGAGGAACUACAUCCGCUGUGAUGACCUACCCCUUGUGUUCACCCACCUAAUCACCAAGGAGACAGCAGAAGGCCCACAAGAGCACUUGGCUUAUGGAAAUGCAGGAGAAACCAUGUCCUUGCCCUUCCAGCCAUCAGAGAUAUGCAUGCAGGUGGAGACAGGCCGAGUGUACCAUCCAGCUUUGGAGCGAGUUGGGGGUGUGGGACUGGUGAAGUCAAAACUAGCCAUUCAGCUCUCCACUUACUUCAUCUUUGGUGAGGGUGAUGAGCAGCCUCCAACACACAUACAGUGGGCAGGGGAGGAGGUGAAGCUAAGCCAGAGUCUUUUGCCAAUCUUGCAAGGUCUAGAGAAUGUUAGGAAGUAUAGCUUAGGACUGGAGGAGGAUUUAGCUGGCUGAGAUGCUGUACCAUUAUGUGUGUGUGUGUGUGUGUGUGUGUGUGUGUGUGUGUGUGUGUGUGUGUGUUUCAUUAUUUGAUCUGCUGCAGUCUCUGACAAGACAGCCAGACGUUACCCUACGGAACGAGCUCAGAGCUCAUUAUU